This is a messenger RNA of Malaya genurostris, 545 nucleotides long. RefSeq names its product ejaculatory bulb-specific protein 3-like. The record is from RefSeq and is a predicted model, not a curated record. The coding region runs from base 79 to 417 and encodes 112 amino acids. Lineage: Eukaryota; Metazoa; Arthropoda; Insecta; Diptera; Culicidae. The transcript has a single exon.
AUGAUUUAGGAAGUACAGUUCAAUUUUGGACAUCAGCUCAACUUGGCCGAGAUCUUCUACACGCUGCCAUCCAUCACCAUGAAAUUCGUUAUCAUCGCUCUGGCUCUGGUAGUUCUGGUUGCUGCCCAGGAUGACAAGUACACUACCAAAUACGAUAGCAUUGAUGUUGAUGAGAUCCUGGCAUCGGAUCGUCUCUUCAUCAACUAUUUCAAGUGCCUGAUGGACGAGGGUAGCUGCUCGCCAGAAGGCAACGAGCUGAGACGUGUCCUACCGGAAUCGUUGGAAAACAAGUGCGCCAAAUGCAGCGAGAAACAGAAGGUGACCAGUGCCAAGGUGAUAAAAUACAUUUCCGAGAAUCGUCCUGAACAGUGGGCGUUGCUCAAAGCAAAGUACGAUCCCGACAACAAGUACUCGUAAGCGGUGACCAACAGCGCCUUCUGCCUACAUCCAGAUGAUUAACAGAUUGCUUAACAGCAAUAAUCCAAACAAAUCCACUUACCGUCAGGCUGCUCUUCAAGACAAAUAAACAAAUUACUAAUUCAUCA